GGCGCGCCCCUCCCUCCGCACGCGCAGGUGCCAGACCAGACGCCAGCUCCGGCGCGCUGACAGACGACUUUCCUCAGUUGUCAGUUUUCUCGCUUGUCAGCAGAGCUGCUGCUAUGGAGUCGCCAACCAAGGAGAUAGAAGAAUUUGAGAGCAACUCUCUGAAAUACCUGCAGCCGGAACAGAUCGAGAAAAUCUGGCUUCGGCUCCGAGGGCUGAGGAAAUAUAAGAAAACAUCCCAGAGGUUGAAUUAUGUCCCUCGCCUCCUCCCCAAGAAAAGGUUACGGUCUUUGGUCAAACAAUUAGAGAGAGGGGAGGCUUCUGUGGUAGAUCUUAAGAAGAAUUUGGAAUAUGCAGCCACAGUACUUGAAUCUGUAUACAUUGAUGAAACCAGGCGACUCCUGGAUACAGAGGAUGAACUCAGUGACAUUCAGUCAGAUGCGGUGCCCUCUGAGGUCCGAGACUGGCUGGCCUCCACCUUCACGCGGCAGAUGGGGAUGAUGCUCAGGAGGAGCGAGGAGAAGCCACGGUUCAAGAGCAUUGUCCAUGCAGUACAGGCUGGGAUCUUUGUGGAGAGAAUGUAUAGACGGACAUCAAACAUGGUCGGAUUAAGUUACCCCCCAGCUGUUAUUGAAGCACUAAAGGAUGUGGAUAAGUGGUCCUUUGAUGUCUUUUCCCUCAAUGAAGCCAGUGGGGAUCAUGCACUGAAAUUUAUUUUCUAUGAAUUACUCACACGCUAUGAUCUGAUCAGCCGUUUCAAGAUCCCCAUUUCUGCACUUGUCUCAUUUGUGGAAGCCCUGGAAGUGGGAUACAGCAAGCAUAAAAAUCCUUACCACAAUUUAAUGCAUGCCGCUGAUGUUACACAGACUGUGCAUUACCUCCUCUAUAAGACAGGAGUGGCGAACUGGCUGACGGAGCUGGAGAUCUUUGCUAUAAUCUUCUCAGCUGCCAUCCAUGACUAUGAGCACACCGGAACCACCAACAACUUCCACAUUCAGACCCGGUCUGACCCAGCUAUUCUGUACAAUGAUAGGUCUGUUUUGGAAAAUCAUCAUUUAAGUGCAACUUAUCGCCUUCUGCAAGAGGAUGAGGAAAUGAAUAUUUUGAUCAACCUCUCAAAGGAUGACUGGAGGGAGUUUCGGACCUUGGUAAUUGAGAUGGUGAUGGCCACAGAUAUGUCCUGUCAUUUCCAACAAAUCAAAGCCAUGAAGACUGCUCUGCAGCAGCCAGAAGCAAUUGAGAAGCCCAAAGCACUGUCCCUGAUGUUGCACACAGCAGACAUUAGCCAUCCGGCAAAAGCGUGGGAGCUCCAUCACCGCUGGACUAUGUCACUGCUAGAGGAGUUCUUCAGACAGGGUGAUAGAGAAGCAGAGCUGGGGCUGCCUUUUUCUCCUCUGUGUGAUCGAAAGUCGACCAUGGUUGCUCAGUCGCAAGUAGGUUUUAUUGAUUUCAUUGUGGAACCCACUUUCACUGUGCUCACGGACAUGACUGAAAAGAUUGUGAGUCCAUUCAUUGAUGAAACCUCCCAAUCCAGCGGGGCAGGACAGAGGCGUUCGAGUUUGAACAGCAUCAGUUCGACAGAUGCAAAGCGGUCAGGUGUCAAGAGUGCUGGCUCAGAAGGAAGUGCCCCCAUCAGCAAUUCUGUCAUCCCUGUUGACUACAAGAGUUUUAAAACCACUUGGACAGAGGUGGUGCACAUCAAUCGGGAGAGAUGGAGGGCCAAGGUGCCCAAAGAAGAGAAGGCCAAGAAGGAAGCAGAGGAAAAGGCUCGUCUGGCCGCAGAGGAGAAGCAAAAGGAAACGGAAGCUAAAAGCCAGGCUGAAGAAGGCACAUCUGGCAAGGCUGAAAAAAAGACGUCUGGGGAAGCUAAGAAUCCCAUCAAUGGAACGCGUACAAACAAAGGCGACAACCCUCGUGGGAAAAAUUCCAAAGCUGAGAAGUCGUCAGGAGAAAAGCCACAGAAUGGUGACUUGAAAGAUGGUAAAAAUAAGACAGACAGGAAGGAUCAAGCCAAUGUCGGAAGUGAUUCAAAGAAAACAGAUGAUUCAGAAGAGUAAGAGCACCUCAUAUACAAUAAAAGAGGCUGCCAAUGUCUUGCAUCAUUUUAGCUGAGCUUCAUUCUCCUUCUUCCACAAAGACCCAUAUCUGGGGAAGGUGUACAGCUUUCAGAAACAAGCCCCCACCCCACACACCUUGGCCUUCUCUUGUGCCAUCUCCUCCCAGGAGAUGAUGACUCCCUGGGAGCUGGUUUGAGGUCUUAGAACUCUGGGAGAUUUUCCCCCAUGUACACAAAACAACUUGAGAUUUUUGCACAAACAGAAACAAAACAUGAAGGGACUUCCUCAAAAUCCUUUGCUAAUGUCCUGACUUUCAAGGCACAUGUCGGGCUUGAUGAGGACGGACAUCCUGGAUAUGCUGAGAGAGGCCUGAAAAAGCCACCCACAGAGUUAUUGCCAUUUUAUUACUGUCAAUGCCAUUACUUUAAAUUGGUAUUUUUGGACGGGCUGCUGACGGUGGCUACAGCCAUGCUGGCCUUCAUCCCAGUGGACGCGAUGCUUCCGGUCUCUGGUUGGUCCUUUUCUGAGUCAGGAACAUUCUUUUUCUCCAGUUUCCUUUCAGACAUAAAAACUGUUCAUAUGCCUUUCUUUCCAUUUAUAUAAUAUGAAAUUCUCUCUCUCUCUUCUCUUUUUUUUUUUAAACAAGGAGAUUGUCCUCCAGGACUCUUCAUUUGAUGCUUAAUUUAUCUGUGCAUUCAUUAAUAUAAACCUGAGUGUUUUAGCUGAUGACCAUACUGUUCAGGGGGAGCCCAUUUUCUUCAUGGGAAAGCAUCCAUAACUAAGGGGUCACUAAAAUGUUUACCACCGGCUGUCCUCUUGUUUUGGAUAUCUAUAGUUUGACUUAAUUAUUCUUGUUUCUAUUCAGGGAAGUGCUAAGGGAAUUAGUAUCAGGGAGAUAUGUCAGAUAAUUCAUCUUAGUCCUGAAAAAUACAGAUAGGAAAUAAUUAAUAGCAUGAAUCCAAAGGAAGGAUAGUAGAUGUAGCAUCGGAAGAGAAUAAAGAUACAGCCCCCAGAACCAAUUCAAAAGUGGGAUCCAUUGAAGUGUAUUUAAUGUGUAAUUUCAUGGGUCCAAAUGGUGUGAUUCGGAUGAAACCAGUUCUUAACAUGUGCUUAUGGUUCACAAAGGAACCUUUGAGUCCUUCCCAGGAGAAAUCACAUGACUCUGCUGGUGAUGGGGUGGGAUUAAUAACUGGGAGAGAGAGUUGACAGUGUAUUCCCCACUGCAGAUUUAAUUUCUAUGUUAAAAACUCACAAAAAUAAGCACUUAAGUCUUCUCAUUUCUAGUAAAAUGUUGCUAUUUCUUCAGACAGAAAGGAGACUAUGUAUGUUGUCACUGCAGUUUUCUCCAACAGAAAGAUCUGAAGAACUCUGUCGUGUAGAAUGCACAGUCAAACCGAGUUUGAACAGGGUUGUUUGGUCAGUUUUACAUUUUGCCUCAUAAUAACACAUAUUCUUCUGUUCCUCCCCUAUUUUCCUAACAGUGACUGCUGUAAUAAUGUGGUCACAGAAUCAAAUCAGGGGCCUGCCAGGUCAAGUAAAUGAUUAAGCAAGCUAUGUAAAUCAUAGUCAUUUACUGUGACAAAUGGCACUUCAUAAUGAGCUUUUGUAUCAGCAAGGCAGUUAGGAUCAGUAAGAACCGUGAGGAAUUGGAGACAGUGUCUACUGUUGAAAGCAAGAAGUUGCUAGUCAGCUAUGGGAUUAGUGCUUUGUAGGAAAGGGGGUUCUGGAUAGCUAGGAUUUUAUAUAAACACUCUUGAAAUUUUCAAAUAUUGGUAACUAGUUGAGAAACUUACAAACACUGUGCUGGUCAAAGAAAACAUGCCUGUAGCCUGCAUUUAAUCCACAGGAUAUCAGUUUGCAAACUGUGCUCUUUGAGGUGGUAUGGUUUUGUACAGGAAUAAAACACAACCAGUGCAUGUCAGUUCUUGACCUUGGAACCUGAACCUUUUACCUCAUUUCUAUUCUGUAUAUUUGUAUGUAGAGCUUUGCACUCAGUCAAAAUAGAAAGCCUACAGCUUCCCUUUUAUACUUUAACAAGGAAGACUAAACAAUAUUUGAAAAAGAAACAGGAAUAUAGCCAUUUUUUCUGGUACCAAUAAAGAUGGAAGUGUUUUUCAUUUGCUCUAAAUCAUUAAUUAGCUCAAAAAGAAUGGGAAGAGAAUUUCAAUCCGUAAAGAACUGCUUGGAACUCUCAAUGUGAAAACAAUAGCUCCAUAUAACUCUUAGUUUUAAAUUGUUUGAAGGGACAUUGAGUAAAAAUGCAAAAUUAUCUAAUUUUUAAACACAUAAAACAAUGUAGCAUUGUGCUAUAGAUUGAUACUAGAGUUGAUAAAACAUUAAAAUAACGAUCCCAAGUCUACAUUGACGGGAAGAACAGUAUUUUCAAAGCUCUAGCUCAUUUUCUUUGGUCUUUGCAUUUUCUUGAAACAGCUUCCAAGAGAGCAGUGAUAUGGGACACACAUGUUUCCAUUGCAUGGAUUAUGUCAUUUUAUCUGUGUUACAUUGUCACAUAGAAAGCAAGGGCUUACACACAUGAAUUAAGAAUUGAGUGGUAUAUGGGGAAUGCGGUAGGGACAUUUCCACCAUUUACAAAUUCCAAGUUCUACACAUACCUGGGGGGAAAGUGAUAAAUGGAGUUGGCCCUUGAGUUUGGGUCCCCACGUCACCAAAUAGCUUUACAUCCAAGUUUUGUUGAUGUGGUGUGCUUGGGUGGCCUAAUGACCCACCCCAGGGAGGUCUUUGUUCCAUCUUUUAUUCAUGCCAACCUUCCUUAAGUUAUGAGCCCUAAUAGGUUAUGGCAGCAGGCAAGAGACUCAUUUCUAACCCAUUAAACUGAAAUGGAUUUUCUUCAAUUGUCCAUUCCACUCUUGGAGCUUUUAAAAACUAUUGAAAACAUCUGACAGGAUCCGAUGAAGGUCCUGAUAGACUUAACAGUAAAAUGGUAUCUGAACACCUGAGAGCUGAAGAAUAAUGUAGUGUACUAGUUUAUUUCCUUUGUGGAAUUAAAGCCAUUGUAUUAUCUUUUCUGCCUGGAACCUUGCCUUUAAUAAAUGUGAAAUCUAAAAAGUAAAGAGCAAUAUUAUCACAGGAUGUGAGACAGAGAGCGGACAAAAAGAUGGAGACCAAUUUUGUAAUCCAUAUUUUGAGAGUAAGGACACUGGUCUUAGUAUCACUUCUAUUAUGGAUCACUUUUGUAGAUGACAUAUAGAUAGAUAAAUAGGCAGAAUAUAUAUUUUCUUCUUAACAGUUGAGCAGAGAUUUACAUGAUAGAAAUAACUUCAUCACAUUCACCAUGGAGUAUGGGGGAAAACAAAAGGAAAAAAAUCACAAAAUCUUUCUCUUAUGAUGAGAUAGAUAAGAUUCUGAGAUUAAAGCCUAUGUAUGUACUAUUAUGUCCCAAAUGAUGGGGAUUUAGGGAAUCCAGGCAGCACUUUUUUUUUUCCAGUUGGGAACUUCCUUCUGAUUCUGAGAUCCCCAUCCAUCCCAGUGGGGGCUGCAGCACUGGCCCCCCCACAAUGCCGGAGACACAGUCAGCAUUCAGGAAACACAUGCAGAAUUGUCUGGCUGAGUUCCACUGUCCACCUAUGAGUACACACAAAGCUCAAAUAUACCUGAAAAAUUUAUCCAACAUCUUCAAUAUGACAAGCACAUUGCUAAAGACUUCUAUUCUAAGUAUAUGUGGACACCUCCUACCUAGAGUGACACAAAUAACUUAUUAUAAGGGAUGGGAAAUUGUAGGUAGUUUGGGGAAAAUUUUCAGAGCCAAGUUUAUUAACAAAUUACAAAUAAAAACUUCUUUAUUGUCCUUGGAUUUAAGAAAAACAAAAGAGGAUUUAUCUGAAAAUGCUCUUCCAAAGGGGGUGAUGAUACCAAUCUAUAUGAAAUACCAGUGGAUUUAUUUAUAAUCCAAGUUGUAAUGUUUAAACUUGAAAAUGAACUCUCUUGGAGCAAAUAGGAGGUUCUAUAUACACAUGGUGGGGAACCAUUGCCUGGUUGUGCUCUGCCACCGUAAUAGUUGAUGUAGCACUGAACCACUGCAAAAUUGAAUGUUAAAGAACAUAACAUUGCAACAAUGAUGUUAUAUUGGAUCUUAUGUGUGACUAAAUGGAAAGUAAUACUUGUAAUUCAUCAACAGUGAUUCAUGAUUAAAGUCCUCAUUAUCACCAGUAAGAAAAUGAAUUUAAUGAAAAAAUUGUAACGAGCAGCACAAUAUUUCUCUGAAAUCUCCCUUUGAGAACCAAGAGACACAUUACCUGCCGAGACCAGAUUUCAGUUGUUAUGGUUUCCUCUUAUCAAAGACACUGAUGGGCACAGAGGUGACAAUAGGAUUAAAAUGGUAACAGAGCUAGCUAGGGCAUUAGACUGAGUUCUGUGAAUGUGGGCCUACGGAGAUGAGAAUAAUGGGAAGUCAUCCUUUCCAUGUCCUCGUUGGACAUUUGUAAAAGACUGGAUACUCCUUCAGGCAAGUCUGCAAUAAGCAAGAAUUGUUUUAUCAAAAGAAUAUCUUGCUUUUACAUUAAACAAGAGUGGGGUGCAGUGGGAGACCGGAACUGAAAGAUUCACGAGAAACCAUUUAAACAUCAUUAAUUCCAGAUUAUUUAAUUACCCCCACCCCACCCAUUUUUCUUUAAAAUAUUGCAGAUGUAUUUAGGAUGAAUGCACAUUUAUUCUGGUUUUGUUCCCAAGUGGAAGUGGAUUGACACCAGCAAUGGCUGGCUUCUCUAAAUUGGACAAGCCUUGAUUGCCACCCACUGAACCAGGAGAAGCAGGGGGUGGCAUGUGGUCCUUCCAGCUCACUCAGGGCACCCUUGCUCAGUCUCUUGUGGGAGAUUCACCAUCUCCAUGCGUAAGUGCUGGCUGUUGCAGGCCAGUCAGUCCUCAUGGAGGCCCUCAGCUUGGGUCAGCUUCAGCCACAGUUCCUGAACCUCACCCAUGCAUCUUCCUGGGACCUGGCUUCUGAACCUGCAGAAGCUUUUCUCUGUCUGUCAGGGCGCAGGAUAACUUAAAUAAAUCCCAUUAAAACCCAAUAGCUGUGGAAUGGCUUUUAAAUAGAUUGCCCUGGAGGCACACUGUUGUGUAUAGUCUUUGCUUUUCUGUCAUGAUCUAUCUAUUUGUGGACUUCUAUGUGUCCUUUUUUUUGAGUGGGUGUAUGUGUGUACAGAAAUAGUCACACAGCAAUAUGCAUAGAUUUAUAGAAAAGCCUACAGCCAUAGGUAUUGUCCAGUAACUGAUUCUAGAGAUAGAACUGUAGAAUAUACAAUUUUCCUUUUUUCUUCCUUUAAUGAUAUUUUUAUACAUUUUUAUAUGCUGUAAAAAUUUUUUAAAAUUUUGCUCUUUUCAUUUGGAGAGCUCUGUUAGGUUUUUAUCAGCUCCGGUACCUGCUGUACAAGCCAUAUUCUUCCCUAAUUUGAGUCCUCUCCCUUUUUCAUACCCUUUCUUUUACCUUUCCCUUCUUACGUUCCCUCAUUUUUCUACCUUUCACAGUCCUUUUGCCUCUGUCCAGGCAAGCCAUUCUGCUGGUGGUAUUAUUUUAGCACAUGGAAACAGAAAAAUAAUGGAAAAAACAAAAGUAUCUUCUUCCAGGGUAAUCAACAUAAGGAAAUGUUGGGUGCCAAGGUGUGGGGGGAGGGGGGCGGUGGGGAGGUGGGAGUAAGGAACAGAUUGGGGAAAGGCAGUGGGAAAAAGUCACCCAAAGCAAGGUGAGCCAUUCUGAGGCUAAUAUAAAGCUAUUAUUAUCUUCCCUUAGUGUAGAGGACAAUUUCUGCUGCCUGGGGGUUUUUCUCCUUAGGAUACUAUGCCCUCACCAUGGGUUUACAGAAAUUCUCUCCUAAUAAGAACACUGGCCAUAUAUGAAAGAAUAACUCAGCUCAUCUUCUCAGCCAGAGAUUUUGCUGCUGUUCAGCUGGAUUUGUAGGAGAUGUCUGUGUUAAUAUCAAGAAUGUAUAAUAAAAUUCAAAAGAGGGAGACAAGCAGAAUCCAAAUCCCAAACCUCAAUCCAAAUCAUGCUGUACGAAUAGUUCUUUGGAGGAAUAAGGAAGAGAUUCCUGGAUAUGUUUUGAGAAUGCUCUUCCAAAAGGGAAGUUGGUAAAAUGGACUUGUCUGUUUUAUGGCAGUGAUAGAAUAUACUUUCAUGAUGUGAAACAUGCUUCUAGCAAAUAAAAUGCAGGUUGCAGUUUGCAUUUGUAUAUCAUAGGGCAAGACAAUGGCCGUCCUUUCUAAAGAAGAGUGUUUUGUUCCCUAUGAUGCUGGCUUGUACUAAAACUCUUCAAAUACCAUAGCACCACAUUUCCAAAUGUAAAAGUAAAUCAUAAGAAUUCAUGUAAAACAGAAAUGCUACACUGCUCUCAAUAAAUUAAAGAUGUAUUUAUUGUAACUCUUUAUUGCACAGAUGAGGCUGACAGUACUCAAUGUAUAAUUUCCCCCCAGCAUCUAGUAAUGAAUAAGUAUUUGUAUGUUCUUCUGACUACCAAAUAAAAACAAUGAGUU
Messenger RNA from Manis javanica (Malayan pangolin), 8540 nucleotides. It is a transcript of the gene PDE1C, whose product is annotated as phosphodiesterase 1C. Lineage: Eukaryota; Metazoa; Chordata; Mammalia; Pholidota; Manidae. Gene Ontology annotation, biological process: signal transduction. The record is from RefSeq and is a predicted model, not a curated record. Gene Ontology annotation, molecular function: 3',5'-cyclic-nucleotide phosphodiesterase activity.